This is a messenger RNA of Bactrocera neohumeralis, 5008 nucleotides long. RefSeq names its product serine/threonine-protein phosphatase 2A 56 kDa regulatory subunit gamma isoform (gene wrd). Lineage: Eukaryota; Metazoa; Arthropoda; Insecta; Diptera; Tephritidae. Bases 336 to 3599 code for a protein of 1087 amino acids. The record is from RefSeq and is a predicted model, not a curated record. The transcript is spliced from 8 exons. Gene Ontology annotation, molecular function: protein phosphatase activator activity. Gene Ontology annotation, biological process: protein dephosphorylation; signal transduction. Gene Ontology annotation, cellular component: nucleus; protein phosphatase type 2A complex; cytosol.
AUAAAGAAUAAUUUUUACAAAUACUAAAUUGAUUUGAAAAUCGAAAAAUUUUAAUUAAAUAAAUGCAAGUAUUGCUAUGUGAAUAUCAGGCGACGAUAAGUGCGACUAAAAAGUUAAAUACAAAACAACUGAAUCUCCAGCAUUUUCGCAAUAUUACUAAGAAAAGUGAAGUAUUACUAAGUAAUUGAAUGCAAAAGUACAGUAGCGGAAAAUGAACAUUUCUCCAGUAUUCAAUUUGCAAAAAUUUUCGAAAAGUAUAAAAGCCGAAAUUGUAUUAAAGUGUGCUUUAAUCGCAAUGUGAAUUAAUACCAAAUCAGCAACAGUUUUGAUAUGAAAUGGUAUUCAAUGCUAAAUACUAUGCGGGCAACUCAGCCGGCUUUAAGCAACUAUCACAACAACACUGUGAACAACAAUUCCACGUGCCGCAAUCAAAAUUGUGUUCAACAAAAACUCGACAUACAGGUAGUGAUCUAAAACCAUCUACUGUUGUGUGUGGGGGUGACUCCAUUACAUCAACCUCAAUUAUUGUAUCUACCGAUCCAGUGAAAUCGAGUGAUAAUCAUCAAAACCAAAACAUUAACAAUAACGGAACUAACAUUAACCAUAAACAAAAUCAAACUAUAGGCUGUACGUUUAGCUCUUUAACAGAAAAGCUUGAAACCCCGACAUUGGUGUCUAUUAAAACAAGUGUUGCAUCCAACUCAACAACAAGAACUUCGGCCACAACAUCAACACUUCCAGCGGCUAGUUCCCUGACAAAUUAUUAUGGCUUAGGUAUACCCAAGUCACCGUCAUUUCACAGCGGACUUGAUCAGUUGGCCAGCAAGAAAAACGAAUCUUACAUAAAUCGACCGCAUUUGUCAAAUGCGAAAAGUUUUAAAGACAACGUUGCCCCACACAUUGUUAGCGGCGACUUAACAAAGCAAAGGAUUAUAGUAGCGAAUAACUGUUUAACAUUUAAUAUCAAAAACAUUGAAGAAAUCAAAGCUAAAUUUCUAGUUGACGAAACCUUGGUUUCUGGAACACAUUUGGUUAAUAAUCACAAUUCUCCUACGUCAACAAUGUCACAGCAUCAACAGCGACAAAAGGCCGAAAUACAGACAACGGCGGUUGCAUCACCAUCAAUUGCAACAAGCAGCAGCGCGUUAUCAUCUAUAACAACAAAUUCUAUUGGUUCAGGUAUAGUUUCCGCUGCCGUUGCAUCUAUUUACAAUUCAAGCAACAAAUCUUCGUCGACAUAUACUUAUAAUCCCAAUACCGUAGCCUCUACAUACGCUUCCAACAGCACAUCCUCAUAUUCCUCAUCGUCAUCUGCAUGUAUAUCGAAUUCGGCCGGAACAAGCACGCCAGUUGUUGGUGGAAUGCCUGGUAGUGGCAUUGGCGGUGUUGGCGUUGGAGGGGUUGCCACCAAUAGCAUCAGCACUGCCAUUGUCACCUCAUCAACGACGGCAACGUCAUCUUCACUGGUUGCGACACUGACACAGCACUUUUCAGCUGCCACAUCGGCUACUUCACUGCUUUCAACGGCUGCCUCACCAUCAUUAACCACUAAUAAUAAGUCGCCGGUGAGUGCAGCCGCCGCAAUCAAAAAUAUUCUCAAUGCCACAAAAAAUGUUGGAAACUCGGCUGCUUCUGUGGCGAUAGGACAAGCAGCAAAUUCUGCAGGAAGUGGCAGCGCAAAUGUGGCACAAAAUAUCGUUAGUGGUAUUAGUAUUUCGUUGGGAAUCGGUGGGUCAGCGAACAAUAACGCCGGUAAAAAUGGGCUUUCAUUGUGCAGUGGAAAUGGUACGUCUUUAGCAGCAAAAUUAAAUAAUACCAAUGCCUCCCACUUUCAAAAUGGCGACGAAGCGAAUAAUGCCAUGAACAUUGGUCUUGGUAACAGUACUUGUAACGGCGGAAUUGACGGCGUUGAUAAUGAUAACUGCAGCAAGGACAACACAAAUGGCAGCGGAAUUCUAUCGCCACAAACUUUGCAACAAAUCACUGGAAGUCCUGGACGCGCUAGAGACCGCAAUCUAUUCCAUUCACCAUCCACAACAUUGACGGCCACACCUCUGCCGCUCCUACGAGAAACGCCCGCAAAUGAACGUGAACAACUUUUGAUUCAAAAGUUAAGGCAAUGUUGCACACUCUUCGAUUUUUCCGAGCCCUUAAGCGAUCUAAAAUGGAAGGAAGUAAAGCGCGCUGCUCUGCACGAAAUGGUCGAGUAUCUCUCUAACCAGAAUGGUGUGAUCACGGAAGCAAUUUAUCCGGAGGCAAUAAAUAUGUUUGCGGUAAAUUUAUUUCGCACAUUACCUCCUUCAUCGAAUCCCAACGGCGCUGAGUUCGAUCCGGAAGAAGAUGAACCUACGUUAGAAUCAUCGUGGCCCCAUUUACAAUUUGUCUACGAACUAUUUUUGCGUUUCCUCGAAUCACCAGAUUUUCAGCCAAACAUCGCUAAGCGUUAUAUUGAUCACCAAUUUGUGUUGCAGUUGUUGGACCUUUUUGAUUCGGAGGAUCCACGUGAACGUGAUUUCCUUAAGACUGUACUGCAUCGGAUCUAUGGAAAGUUUUUGGGUUUAAGAGCAUUUAUACGCAAACAAAUCAAUAACGUAUUCUAUCGCUUUAUUUAUGAGACCGAGCAUCACAAUGGCAUUGCUGAACUUUUAGAAAUUCUCGGUAGUAUUAUAAAUGGUUUCGCAUUACCACUAAAAGAGGAGCACAAACAAUUUUUGCUGAAAGUUUUAUUACCAUUGCACAAGGCGAAAAGCCUAUCUGUUUACCAUCCGCAAUUGACAUAUUGCGUUGUGCAGUUCUUGGAGAAAGAUCCAAGUUUAUCGGAGCCAGUAAUAAGGAGCCUUUUGAAGUUCUGGCCCAAAACACAUAGUCCUAAGGAAGUAAUGUUUUUAAAUGAACUGGAGGAGCUGCUUGAUGUGAUCGAACCGGCUGAAUUUCAAAAAGUUAUGGAGCCGUUAUUUCGACAAAUUGCCAAAUGUGUAUCGUCGCCACAUUUUCAGGUGGCUGAACGAGCGCUUUAUUACUGGAAUAACGAGUAUAUAAUGUCGCUGAUAGCAGACAAUUCGCAGGUCAUUUUGCCGAUAAUGUUCCCGGCUUUAAAUCGUAAUUCAAAAACGCAUUGGAAUAAAACUAUACAUGGACUGAUUUAUAAUGCACUAAAAUUGUUCAUGGAGAUGAAUCAGCGCCUUUUCGACGAGUGUAGUCGAAACUAUCGCCAGGAGAAGCAACUGGAACGCGAAAAGAUGUCACAACGUGAAGAGCUUUGGAUGCAAGUAGAGUCUUUAGCCAAAAGCAAUCCUGAAUGGCCUAAAAUGUGUGGCCAAAUGGAUAAUUUAAGUAUUUCAAGUAGUCAAAAUGAGUUUGAAGAGAAUGAGAAUUGUGAUCUAACUUAUGACAAAUUGGAACAAGAAAGCAGACAACCGCAGAUACAACAACAAACAGCACAGGAAACUAGAGAGAUACGAGGGGAACGCAAUAAAGACAAGCCGUUAUUGCGUCGAAAGUCGGAUUUACCAGCUGAUAGUGGCACAAUUCGUGCCCUAUUCGAACAUAAGCGGACGGACGAUUUCUUGAAGACUCCUCCAGAUGUGAACAAAUAUUAAAGGAAUUUAUACAAGUGAACCCAAUACAAGAAAAAACAUAGAUAUCUAUUGCAGUAUAUAACUUCAUACUUAAAGUAGAUAUACUAUAAAUUAAUUCAUUGAAAAAUGAAAAUAUUAUGAAUAUAGUAAGCAUAAGCAUUACUUAUCUAAUAUACAUAUGCAUAACAUACAAAAAUAUAUACUAGAUUAUAAAGAUAUAGCAGUCCGAGUUUCAGAGAUAACAAAACGUUUUGUAUUCGAAACCAAAAUAUCUAUAGUGUUUAAGAAUCAAUAUGUGUUUCAUUUUAUUCGUGAAUGCAAAAAAAAAACCUACAAAGGUUGUUGAAUGAGAAGUACCAGAUAUUUCUUCUUUUGAAUCCUUUCGACUUUGUUUGCCACAUAAAACCGUUUCACAAUAAAAUGUUUAAAAUGUAUGUAAAAAAUUAUCCAUUUUCUAAUGCUAUCUAAGUCAACUGCAUGCCGCCGUAUUUAUGUAUGUAUACAUAUUUAUGCUAAUAUAUAUAACCAUAAAAUACGACAUUUUUUCUUUUUAAAUAUUACCAUUGUAAUAGAUUACGAAUCAAAUGUAAAACACACCAAAUGCUUAAUGCUGCUUAAAUAUUUGAAAAUACAGGCAUAAUACAAUCAAUAAUUAAAGUUAUAAUUUUAAACGAAUAUUUUGCUUUUGUUGUGUCCACAAUAAUUAUACUAAAAACAACUUAUAACUAAUUAGUACAUAUGAGUAACUUUAAUAUCAAAUUUGUGGAAUACAGUAAUCCAGUAUAUUUAUGGAGAUCUUGUUUUGAAUAAGAUUCACAUUAGCAAUAAUGAAUAUUUAAUUCGAAGGAUCAACAUCGAUACUGAACCGAUUUUAUGAUACAAAUUAUUAAUCAAUGUCAAAAAUAAAAUUACAAUAAAAAAAUAAAUAUAAUCCUAAUUCUAUGUUACCGUUGCUUGACUGUUAUGUACAUGUUUUGCAGUGCAUGUGCUCGUAUACUUAUAUACUGUUCUGGUAUAUAACUGUUUGAUUCAGUGCAGUUUUGUAGCCCAAGAGAUAAACUCAUAGGUUUCAUCAACCGUUAUUGAACGUGCGGAUCUUUAGUAGAUAAAUGCAAUAGAGUAUUGAAAAUAGAUAGUUGCAUGCUUAAAACCUGGUUUUGCACUGAAAGAGGGAUAGAUAUUUUAUGGGUUUGUAAUUUUUAAGAAAGAACAAAUUAUUCGUACACAAAAAGUUAUUACCAAAUAAAUUAUCCAUAUACAUACUAUGUACAUACAUAUAAACCUCAAAUGGUCCUUAAUACUGAAAACUAAUUUUUUUAUUUCUUUUCUCUUUUACAGUGAAAUGUGUUACUACUUUUAAUACACAAAUAUUUAAAUUUAAGAAAGAUUAACUAUAUCUAAUUUAUGAAUAAAAAUGAAAAUUAACGAAA